Messenger RNA from Fragaria vesca subsp. vesca, 2159 nucleotides. Its product is annotated as protein FAF-like, chloroplastic-like. The transcript is spliced from 2 exons. The record is from RefSeq and is a predicted model, not a curated record. Bases 152 to 1810 code for a protein of 552 amino acids. NCBI's taxonomy places the organism in Eukaryota, Viridiplantae, Streptophyta, Magnoliopsida, Rosales, Rosaceae.
CCCAUAUACUCAUCAUCAUAUAUCGAUCCCUCUGCAACUCAAAUCGCACCCCUUCAGUGGUCUAUAGCUACUUCUUAGCAGGCCUCUGUUGGGUGCUACCUCUCUGCUCAACUCUCCUCACAUCCAUCAGCAUAUAUUCUCUGAAUAUAAGAUGGCGGGUGGUCUAAGCAAGAGUUUACACUCUUCUUCUCAUUUCAUGAAGAACAUGGAGCAAGAAGCCAAAGUCACUGAGAAGCAGGGGAUCGUCACCAUUCUCGGCUCCGACUGUGAAAGAAACAAAGCUGCUUCUCUGCGACGAACACUGUCGGCUGACAUGUCGUCCAAGAAAUGGCUGGCUCAACAAGGUUUCUUCUCUCCCAUGAAAAAGAUUGCAUCAUCUCAACAGCUCUCCAUGUCCAUAGAGGACAGCAACUCAUCUUCCUCCUCCGAUGAGGACGAGGAUCGUUUCCGAAACAGGAAGGCUCAACAACAGAAGAUGUUCCAUAUAUGGACCCCCAUCGAUCAAGAUGAUCAGAUUCAUCAGAAGAAGAAGAAAGAGAUUGCUGAGGGACAGUUUGACAUCUGGAGCUCACUGGUCAAGGAUGGAGCAAAAAACGAAGAAAACAAGUCGGUGGUUCCAGAAGCACCUUAUGUUCAUCCUCUUGUGAAGAAACAAUCGAGCUCUUUGAAAGGAAAGAGUCUUGAAGUGUGCACUGAAAGCCUCGGAUCCGAGACUGGUUCUGAAGGCUUUGCAUCAUACCCUUCUUCAGAAACCGGAGACAUAGUAGUCGAUCGCAAAGAGGAAGAACAAGUGGCAGAGAAUCAACAACAACAACAAGAUCAAGAGAAACAAGUGAAUACACAAGCAGUUGCGCACGUGGAAGAGUUUCGAGUUGUCAAGUACAACGCUGCUGCUGCUGCUGCUGUUGCUCCUGCUAAUAAAUCAGCUGCGGUGGCUCGAUCAUUUCCUCCUCCUAUCCCAUCUUUAUCGGGUUCCGAUGGAGCGUCACUUCGCAUUAAGACUCACCGGGACAACGGGCGAGUAGUCCUUGAAGCCGUGUCGAUGCCUUCUACCAAUAACUUCCGUGCUGAACGCCAAGACGGCCGGCUUGUCCUCACUUUUGUGAGUGCUACUCCAAGAUCUUGUGAGGAGUACUCAGAGAAUGAAGAAGUGGUUGCUGAAGAGCAGAAAGAGAAAGAGUUCGAGGAGAAGUUUGUCAACUUUUCGGAGAGCGAGAGCGAGAGUGAGAAAGAGGAUGAGGAGGAAGUUGAGGUUGAGAAAGUAGUAGGAAAGCAAAGUGGAAUCAAGGAAAUAGAGAUUGUGAUGGAGGAAGCACCAAAAAUGUUGACAAGUAGGGUGACAAAUGUUCAUAGGCUAGCACUAAUGAUGAAAAAGCCAGUUGGGUUAGCUAAUAGGAGUCAUGGGUGGGCUGCUAACAAGUUUAACCAAGUAGUUAAGUAUGGAGGUGAUGAGGAGGAGGUAACAAUGAAGCCAGCACCAUUAGCACAAUCACUUCCACCACGGCCCGGCCGUGUGGCUCGGUUGAUACCUAAGUCACCGGCCGCAGCGACAGCAACAGCCGCCACCGCAGCUUCUUUGAAUGCUUACGAGUACUAUUGGCGCACCAAGCCCGCAGCAGCUCUGAAUCCACUUUCCCAAGCCGCUUCCCCGCCCAUGAAGAGCAAGGACCCCAUGGCAAACCAGCAGCAACAAUUGCUGGCUCUGAGAGGCAACAAAGGGGAUCACAUUGUUCCUUUGUCAAAGGGCUGCAAAGAGCCUAGAAGCAGGUCUCUUCUAUUCUGGGAGCCUUACUGCAUUGCCACUUCAUGAUCAUGAUCAUCGUCCACAUCCUCUCGGAAUUAACCCUAUGAAGUGUUGAUCCAAAUCCAUUGUUACUUGCUACCCAUUAUUAAUUUACUCUAUCAGUCCUCUCUAGCUCGUAAGGUUUGUGUAGUCAAUUAAUAAAAGAGAAGGAAGGGAGAGACAACUUUGAUUUAGAGAUCAAAUCAAUGAUCACAAAGAAAGAUAGCAGCAGACAUUUCAAAUAGUAUGUGCGUGCCAUAAUUUUAUAUAAGUUCCUUUUGUUGUGGUAUCUACAACAAAAUCAUAGCGUCAUCUUUAACUUUGGAGUAUUGUCUUGUAUAUCUAUGAUAUUAUGAUUAUGUUGUUUUAAAACUAG